AACUAAUUUUACUAAUAAAAAUAAAAAAAUACUAAGAAAAUUAAUAAAUUAUCUUUUUCUUUUCAAAUCAUAUUUAAAAUCAAACUACGACAACAUGGCUCCCAAUAUAACCAUACUACGGCACUCAUAUGCACGUCCAAUAAAACCUCACAUCGCUCAAGCAAAUCAAAACCCCGGCAAGAAAACCGAGCAAGCCCAGGUCAGGCUGCCGGUGCCCCCUCUCUACUGCUCCAUCCACCGCACCGCAGCUUCGCUGCAACCAAAUCCGGCGAGAUCCAAAACCCCAACACCACCAGUAGUACCGAGAGGAACAGGCCUGAGGAAAUGGCGGCGCGCGGCGGGUACCGCGCGGAGGACGACUACGACUACCUGUUCAAGGUGGUGCUCAUCGGUGACUCCGGCGUGGGCAAGUCCAACCUGCUGACGCGGUUCACCAAGAACGAGUUCUGCCUCGAGUCCAAGUCCACAAUCGGGGUCGAGUUUGCCACCCGCAGCCUCCAGGUAGACGGCAAGGUCGUCAAGGCCCAGAUUUGGGACACCGCCGGCCAGGAGAGAUACCGUGCUAUUACCAGUGCCUAUUAUCGAGGGGCAGUAGGUGUGUUGCUUGUCUAUGAUGUCACUCGUCGCACUACAUUUGACAAUGUGGAACGCUGGUUGAAAGAGCUGAGAGAUCACACUGACCCUAGCGUUAUUGUCAUGCUAAUUGGCAACAAAUCCGAUCUCCGACACUUGGUGGCUGUUUCAACUGAAGACGGGAAAGAGUUUGCUGAGGCUGAGUCACUGUACUUCAUGGAAACAUCUGCAUUGGACGCAACCAAUGUAGACAAUGCUUUUUCGGAAGUUUUGACACAGCUAUACCAAAUUGUGAGAAGGAAGACAGUGGACGCAGCAGAGGAUGGCUCAGCUGCCCCAAGCAAAGGGGAGAAAAUAAACAUGAAAGAUGAUGUGUCUGCACUAAAGAGGAUUGGCUGUUGCUCAAAUUAGGAUAGAGAAGAAAUGCUUGUUGAUUUUCAUCAAGGUGUGUGCUACUGGUUCAGCUUCAACAGAAUUAUUCAUUCUCUUUUUACUGUGGUGAUUUUUUAGUGUCAGAUUGAUUCAGCUCUGGCUUAAACCAUCACUUGGAAGUCGAAAUUGUGAACUCAAGAAUGUUUUUUUUCUGAAGUGUACUGCAAGCAUUA
Messenger RNA from Phragmites australis (common reed), 1178 nucleotides. Its product is annotated as ras-related protein RIC2-like. NCBI's taxonomy places the organism in Eukaryota, Viridiplantae, Streptophyta, Magnoliopsida, Poales, Poaceae. Gene Ontology annotation, cellular component: endosome. The record is from RefSeq and is a predicted model, not a curated record. Gene Ontology annotation, molecular function: GTPase activity; GTP binding. The coding region runs from base 325 to 984 and encodes 219 amino acids. The transcript has 2 exons.